AUGGAGCGGCCCCCAGGGCCCGAGGUGACUCUGACAACAGGACCCCAGGAUGUGGCCAACCAGACACACCCUUCCACCCCAGGACUCCACCCCAGCAGGCAAGGACCUCCUCCUGGAUCCAGCUCUGCCUCCAACUGUGCCACGCUGCCCACCAGGCCAGGACGCUGCCCAGCAGGCCAGGGAGUGCGUGUGGAGACCCAGAAAGCAGGGAGGGACUCAGGGCGAGUGGCCGCAUUAGCGAGGAGUCUGGGGAGACCGCCUGUCCACCGCUCGCUGCAGUUUCCCUUUUCUUGGGACAGCGAAGCCCAAGGAGACCAGAGGCCGGAGGAGGCGGCGGGCGGCGGAGCGAGGCCCCCUCCACCACCCUGGACCUGGAUUUGCGCUCAGUCUUGUAGCACCGUUUAUUCCGGCCUUGAAGCCGCGGGCACGCCGGCGGUGGGAAGGCCUCCUCCACACAAAGAUGAGCGCGGCGGGAGGGAGGGGCCCGACUGCUCCCGGGGCGGAGUGUCAAAGGCCACGCCUGCAGGAAGGCGGCUCGGGGCGCUCCCCGUGGCGCUUCCCCACCCUCGCCCUCCCACUCCCGUCACGGGAGGAAAAUGUCCGUGCGACUGCGAGCGCCGGCAGGGGGAGGAGGCCGCGCGCGGCGGGGAGGACCCCGCGGGGGACCGAGGCCGGGGGAGCGAAGGCCCCGCGCCUCCCCAGGCGCCCCGCCCGCCCCCCGGCGCGGCCCGCGGCGCGGCCCGCGGCGCACGCAGCACGACCACGCGGGGGUCGCCCACGCAGAGCGCGCUCCCACCGCCCCGCGCCCGCCGGGGGCCGCAAACCGAGGGGGAGCACGGGCGGACCCGCCAUCCCCGCGCGGCCCUCACCUCCUCCCCCCCGCCCCUCAUUUCCCAGGCGCCCCCCACACCGCCUUCUCGCACCGAGAACGCCCCGCCCCCACUCGGGCGCCCCUCCGCCGCUCCCCUCAGUCACACGGGAGCCCCUCCCCCACCUCGACCCAGACCCCGACCCCCACUCACCGAGCAGCCCCGGGAGCGGGCGGGCGCGGGUCCAUGGCGGCCUCCCCUCCCCGCGCUCCCGGCGCUGCCGCGGCUUCAGCACCGGACAGCGCCGCCGGCCCCGCCCCGACACGCCCGGCUCCGCCCCCGACACGCCGCGCGUCCGCCCGCCGGCCACGCCCACGCCCCGCCCCGCCUCGGGGAGCGGUCCGCGAAACGUGUUCCGGCCUUCCUGGCCCCCAAACCCGCCGCGUCUCUGCGGGCGCCCAGCCCCCCGUGCCCCGCCCCUGGCCUCCUGCUGCCCUGUGGCCGCCGAGCCUCCUCGGCCCGCCUGCGUCCCACGGCUUCCUCGACCCCUCCGCCCCUGCGGGCGCCCAGCCCCCGCCCACCCCCGUACCCCACGCCGGCCCCCGGCCUGAGUGGGAAGCGCACCUGCAGCGGGCAGUGCGGGCCUCCCCAGGAAGGGGCUGGAGCCAUGAGGAGGGGGAGCCGCGCAGGGUCUGGCGGCUUCAGCACCUCCUUCAGUCUGGGAAGGAGGGGCUGGGGGAGCCUAGCCUGCGGGGUCAGCGGGGACGGGGGCUGCGGCCCUGAGCUCCAGCCAGCGGGGCCAGGAUUCCACAGUGGGGACCCUGCCCCGAGGGUCAGCUGUGCCUACUCCAGCCCGUCCCUGGUCCCUGCCGGGCCCUCAUCCAGACCCCCAGGCCCAUCCGCCUCCCGACCCUGCUCGGCACCCUCCGUGCCGCAGCACCCAAGAGAGCACUUCCUCCUCCUGUCUCCUGGCCUAGCAGGCAGGAUGCAGCAGCCGCCACCAUCCAUCGUGGUCCCACGGCGCCCUUUCCUCUUCCUGCUGCACUCCACAAAGGGUGGCCCACCGCCAGACCUGCGUUAG
This is a messenger RNA of Eubalaena glacialis (North Atlantic right whale), 1890 nucleotides long. RefSeq lists its product as uncharacterized. The coding region runs from base 1 to 1890 and encodes 629 amino acids. The transcript has 6 exons. The record is from RefSeq and is a predicted model, not a curated record. NCBI's taxonomy places the organism in Eukaryota, Metazoa, Chordata, Mammalia, Artiodactyla, Balaenidae.